This is a messenger RNA of Caenorhabditis remanei, 1380 nucleotides long. RefSeq lists its product as uncharacterized. Gene Ontology annotation, cellular component: cytosol; mitochondrion. The transcript has 3 exons. The record is from RefSeq and is a predicted model, not a curated record. Gene Ontology annotation, biological process: glutathione metabolic process; cell redox homeostasis; cellular response to oxidative stress. Bases 1 to 1380 code for a protein of 459 amino acids. NCBI's taxonomy places the organism in Eukaryota, Metazoa, Nematoda, Chromadorea, Rhabditida, Rhabditidae. Gene Ontology annotation, molecular function: flavin adenine dinucleotide binding; NADP binding; glutathione-disulfide reductase (NADPH) activity.
AUGUCCGGCGUCAAGGAGUUCGAUUAUUUGGUUAUUGGAGGAGGCUCAGGAGGUAUUGCCUCAGCCCGUCGAGCCAGAGAAUUCGGUGUUUCUGUCGGACUUAUCGAAUCUGGACGUCUCGGAGGAACAUGUGUCAACGUUGGAUGUGUUCCCAAGAAGGUGAUGUACAACUGCUCCUUGCACGCUGAAUUCAUUCGUGAUCAUGCUGAUUAUGGGUUUGACGUCACUUUGAACAAGUUUGACUGGAAAGUAAUCAAAAAGUCUCGAGAUGAGUAUAUCAAGCGACUCAAUGGACUCUACGAAAGCGGACUGAAAGGAUCAUCAGUCGAACUGAUUCGUGGUCGUGCUUCAUUCGCCGAAGACGGAACUGUCGAAGUCAACGGUGCUAAAUAUCGAGGAAAGAACACUUUAAUUGCUGUUGGUGGAAAACCAACUAUUCCAAACAUCAAGGGUGCUGAGUAUGGAAUCGACUCGGAUGGUUUCUUUGAAUUAGAAGAUUUGCCUAGCCGAACUGUUGUUGUUGGAGCAGGGUAUAUUGCCGUCGAAAUUGCUGGAGUUCUUGCAAACCUCGGUUCAGAUACCCACCUUCUUAUCAGAUAUGAAAAGGUUCUCCGGACAUUCGACAAAAUGUUGAGCGAUGAACUGACAGCCGAUAUGGACGAAGAGACCAACCCACUUCAUUUGCACAAGAAGACUCAAGUCACUGAGGUUAUCAAAGGAGAGGACGGUCUUCUGACCGUUAAGACAACAACUGGAGUCAUCGAGAAAGUUCAAACCUUAAUCUGGGCUAUUGGAAGAGACCCACUUACCAAAGAACUUAAUCUGGAGCGUGUUGGUGUGAAGACCGACGCCGGCGGUAAUAUCAUUGUCGAUGAGUAUCAGAAUACGACUGCUCCUGGAAUCUUGUCGGUAGGGGAUGACACAGGAAAAUUCCUGUUGACACCAGUUGCUAUUGCUGCUGGUCGUCGCCUUUCUCAUCGGCUUUUCAAUGGGGAAACCGAGAACAAGUUGACCUAUGAAAACAUCGCGACUGUAGUGUUCAGCCAUCCUCUCAUCGGAACUGUCGGACUCACAGAAGAGGAAGCCGUUGCUAGGUAUGGUAAAGACGAGGUGACACUGUACAAGUCUCGUUUCAAUCCCAUAUUGUUUGCUGUUACUAAACACAAGGAGAAGGCUGCUAUGAAGCUUGUCUGUGUCGGAAAAGACGAAAGAGUGGUCGGAGUUCACGUCUUCGGAGUAGGAUCGGAUGAGAUGCUCCAAGGAUUCGCGGUUGCUGUUACGAUGGGAGCCACAAAGAAGCAAUUCGAUCAAACUGUUGCCAUUCACCCAACUUCAGCUGAAGAGCUCGUCACAAUGCGCGGAGGUGUUAAGCCAGAGUGA